AUGUUUGACCCUCUGGACCUGUAUACUCCUGACGAAAUUCAGCCUGAACCUUUGCAAUCCAAUCUGGCAAAGAGCGAGGCAAAAGAGUUGCUCGAAGAACGACAUGACGUGACAUUUGCGAUUGAGGAUGAAAAUAACAGCGACGACGAUGACAGCGUUAUUGAUAAUCUAGAUUUGCCCUCCGUAAGGUAUGCUCCGCCGGAAGUUAUACUAUGCGUACUGUUACUUUUAAGACCUGAUAAGCAGGUGAACUUCAACCAAGGAACAAGCAAGAGUGAAUCUGUGCUCGAGAUGUGUGAAAGUCAUGGGCUGAAACCUGAUCAGCUAAAAAGACUCCUAAGUUGGUAUACAGAGGAAUGGCCUAACAAAAGACUAAACACGUUGGAGAAGGUGUGCAGUAAGAUCCCAACGCUGCGGUUUAUGGUAUCCAAAGAACUGUUAUUAGGCUACUAUACUACAAUAUUGAAAAAAUACAAUAAUAAUGACGACACCACCAAUGAAACCGUCCAGCAACUUCUUAGAGAGUUAAGCUCAAGGAUAUCCGAAAACUGCGGCAGGACAGCACAACCUUCUAUUAUAAGAUAUUUUGAACUAAAAAAUUUAAACAGUGCCAUUCCACUCUAUGAACCAUCAUUGACAGCCGAUAAUCUUGGUUGGAAAACCUGGGGGUCCUCUUUGAUACUUUCACAACUAGUAGUAGAUUACCUACACACCACAGACAUGCUACCAUUGGCGAACUGCGGCACCAAAAGGAUUAAAGUCUUAGAGUUAGGUUCCGGCACCGGUUUAGUGGGACUUUCAUGGGCUGCCAAGUGGAAGGAACUCUAUGGAAUUCACAACACAGAAAUCUAUGUGACAGAUUUACCGGAGAUUGUAACGAACUUGGAAAAGAACGUAGUACUUAAUAACUUAGAAGAUUUUGUUCAGGCAGAGGUACUGGAUUGGACUAAUCCUCAGGAUUUCAUCAAUCAAUUUGGUCAUGAAAAGGACUUUGAUAUCAUAUUUGUUGCCGAUCCGAUCUAUUCACCUCAGCACCCAGAAUGGGUCGUCAACAUGAUAUCGAAGUUUCUGGCACCAUCGGGGACUUGUCAUUUGGAGAUACCUUUGAGAGCGAAGUACGCAAAGGAAAGAGAGGUUUUGAAAUCUUUACUGAAGGAUAAUGAUCUUAAAGUGAUAAAAGAAAGUUGUUCCGAAGGUAUGGAUGAUUGGGGGGUAGUAAAAUAUUUGUAUAGACAGAUUGUUCGCAACUGA
Saccharomyces eubayanus is the source of this 1251-nucleotide messenger RNA. RefSeq names its product S-adenosylmethionine-dependent methyltransferase (gene EFM2). The transcript has a single exon. The coding region runs from base 1 to 1251 and encodes 416 amino acids. The record is from RefSeq and is a predicted model, not a curated record. Lineage: Eukaryota; Fungi; Ascomycota; Saccharomycetes; Saccharomycetales; Saccharomycetaceae.